This is a messenger RNA of Rhodamnia argentea, 1654 nucleotides long. RefSeq names its product UDP-glycosyltransferase 83A1-like. Gene Ontology annotation, molecular function: UDP-glycosyltransferase activity. The transcript has 2 exons. The coding region runs from base 201 to 1580 and encodes 459 amino acids. NCBI's taxonomy places the organism in Eukaryota, Viridiplantae, Streptophyta, Magnoliopsida, Myrtales, Myrtaceae. The record is from RefSeq and is a predicted model, not a curated record.
UAUUCCGUGGUCAAGGAGCAACCUAAAACUAGAGAGCCGGUACUUGUUGAUAAGAAAGGCAGAUAUGUGAACACAAGCCAGUUGCAUCUUAUCUUCGUUUGCUGCUACAGCUUCGGCUCUUUUCAUUGCACGCAAAUAUGCCGAUGGCCUGCGAAAGAGGAAGAUAAAAGACUACGAAAAGCCAAGGGCCAAAGUCAACAAUGGCAAAGUUUAAACAUGUCCUUGUCAUACCGUAUCCUGCACAAGGUCAUGUCACUCCUCUCCUGAAACUCGCACACUGUAUUGCUGAUUAUGGAGUCAAGAUUACAUUCGUGAACACAGAGUCCAUUCACGCACAAGUGAUGGCUGCAAACCCUGGAUUGGACGAGGGGUCGAGUCGGGUUAAGUUUGUCACGAUUCCGGAUGGGCUUGAAACUGACGAGGAGCGAAAGGACAUCCCUACGAUCACGGAGAGCAUAUUAAGGGUGAUGCCGGAUCAUUUACAGGAGUUGAUCGAGAAAGUAAAGAAGCAGUCAGAUGGCAAUGAAGAUGAACAGAUUAGCUUCAUGAUUGCGGACCUGACUGUUGGAUGGGCACUGGAAGUUGCCGAAAGGAUGGGAAUCGAACGAGCCGGGUUUUGGCCAGCCUCAGCUUCGGCCCUAGUCAUGACGCUUCAUAUUCCGAAGUUGAUCGAGGGUGGAGUCGUAGACAACAAUGGCUUUGCUCCAAAGAAUGAUCUCAUCACGAUAUUGGAGGACCUUCCUGCAUAUAAGAGCAAUGACCUCGUUUGGAGUUGCCCUGAAGACCCAGCAAUACAUAAAGCUAUUUUCAAAUUCUUAUCGUCCAUCGUGCAUCACAGCAAACGAACAAACUCAUUCCUUUGCAAUUCCUUCCGUGAUCUCGAGGCACCGGCUUGCAGUGGCAUUCCUGGAGCUCUCCCAAUCGGUCCGUUGAUGGCGAGCGCCCGACUAGUCCAUCGCAGAGGAAGCCUGUGGAAUGAGGACUCGACCUGCUUGAACUGGUUAGACCAACAUCCAGCCCUGUCCGUCAUCUACAUUGGCUUCGGAAGCACGACAAUAUUCGGCAUGGAACAAUUCUAUGAGCUAGCCCACGGCCUCGAACAGAUCGCCCGGCCAUUCCUGUGGGUCGUACGCCCGGACCUCACCGACGGGCCAGUCACUGAGUUCCACGACGGAUUCCUCCAAAGGGUGAGGAACUAUGGGAAGGUGGUCCAAUGGGCACCACAAGAGGAGGUCCUAGCACACCCUGCAGUGGCAUGCUUCUUCACUCACUGUGGUUGGAAUUCCACACUGGAAGGCCUGAGCAAUGGAGUCCCACUUCUCUGUCGGCCUUACUUUUCAGAUCAGUUCCUGAACAGGAGCUUCAUAUGUGAUGUGUGGAGGGUGGGUUUAGGAGUUGAUGGUGAUGAAAACGGAUUAAUAACUAGGCAUGAAGUGAGAAAAAAGCUGCUAGCCGUCCUUGGGAGUGACGAGAUAAGGGCGAAUUGCCUGAGGGUGAAGGAGAUGGCGAGGAAGAGUGUUAGUGAAGAAGGGUCCUCCCUGAAGAAUCUGCAGAGCUUCAUUGAACUCAUGAAGGCUUGAGUUAAGGCAGUUUCAUUGAGAACUUUCACUGAAACUGAAAAUUUGCAAGCCUGCCUAAUUUGCUAGUUCCGAGU